AUCUUCCCAACUUCGAGCGGCCAAGCAACAAACAACAACAGCGAGUGAGCAUGGCUGAGGACGCGGCGCAGCUCAGGGCAGAGCUGGAGGAGCUGAAGGCCCACACAGAGUCCAUGAAGCAAGAGCUGGAGAAGGAGUUGAACCAGGCACACAGUCAAUUGAAGAACGAACGCCAACGGCGUGCAAAGUUGGAACGGGACUUUCAGGACAUCAAGACAAAGUAUGACAGCACGGUGCAACAGAGCCAGACGGACGUGACCAAGCUGAAAUCCCAAGUCCUGUCGCUUGAAGAAGAGCGUGUGACGCUCCGCAAGCGCGUGACCGAGCUCGAGGACACACAGGACGAUCUGGAGCGAACAACGCGACAACAGGAGGUCACCAUCCAGCAGUUGCAGGACGACCUGAGUGACAAACUGGAGACCUUGGCGCUGGUUCAAGGAGAGCUUGAGGAGAUGCAGGAUGAUAAGCAGCACAUGAAGCAGGCCCUCAACGAUGCCGUUGAUGAAGCGUCUCUGCUGCGAGAACGAUUGCAAUCGCUCGAAUCGACCGAGCACACAAACCACACACCACACGCGCAAGAAGCACACCAACAGCAGCACCAACAACAACAUGGCGACGAGCAGCAGGGGCGAGAGGAGGCGGAACUUCAGUCGCUGCUGUCGUCUCCUGGUGUGAACACACACACAUCCAACAUGACAGCACCAGGUGCUGACAGCAUCCCCACACAGAACCACCGCCAUGAACAACAACAGCAGCGAAGGCGGCAGGGUUCACUGGGUAGCACAAGCUCCAUGGCAACGGUGGUGGAUGAGCUGUCCGUGUUUGAGCGCAGUUUAACCCCGCGUGACACGCUGCGGUAUCGGCUGAGAACCUUCAAGAUGCUCCUUCUUGCGUCAAGUCGACUAUCGGCCCUGGAGGAUCAGCUGCCGGCGUCUGUUGUUGGCAUCGACACAUUCUAGUGACCACACACACACACACACACACAAACACACGAACACCCUCUCUGAUUCUUUUAGCAUGUUACGCUACGACAACAGCGCGACUUUGCUGUGUACAGCUGUAACAAUACUUGAUCUCUGUGCUUGAUGGUUGCUGUAUUGGGCUGGUGGUCACAUCACACCACAUCGUAUCACAUGUCACAUAUCGGCACAUCACACUGCUUGCCAUGAACAUCCAUACGUGAACAGCCUGCGCUGUCCUGUAUUGAACUGUCAGCAGAAAACAAAACAUCAGC
This is a messenger RNA of Salpingoeca rosetta, 1234 nucleotides long. RefSeq lists its product as uncharacterized. Gene Ontology annotation, biological process: mitotic centrosome separation; establishment of mitotic spindle orientation; vesicle transport along microtubule. Lineage: Eukaryota; Choanoflagellata; Craspedida; Salpingoecidae. Gene Ontology annotation, cellular component: centrosome; kinesin complex; kinetochore. The transcript is spliced from 7 exons. Gene Ontology annotation, molecular function: microtubule binding. Bases 51 to 959 code for a protein of 302 amino acids. The record is from RefSeq and is a predicted model, not a curated record.